AUGCCGUUCAUACGCCCCUCGAGGACGGGCGCAGGCGAAAACGCUCCUUAUCGACGGGGGUCGGCGGCUCCGGAGGACUGCGGGUGCCCGGGUAUAAAUACCGGCGGAGUUGCGGCCGUCGACACACUCCGCUUCUGGCGCGCUGUUGCUGCUGACGAGUCCGCCGCUCUCGAAGAAGUGACCGCCAACAUGAAGGCCUGCGUCGCCGUGCUGCUGCUCGCCCUGGUGGCCGUGUGCUCCUGCUACCCCGCCGAGCCGGAGCCCAAGGAGGGCCUGAAGGGCUCCGAGGCCGUCUACCUGGCCGCGCCCUACGCCUCCUACUACGGCACGCCGCUCGCCUACAGCGGCUACCACGUGCCCGCAGUGCCCGCCGUCUACUCCUACCGGCACGCCCUGGCGCCCCUCCCCGCCGUCGCCUACCUACGCUAGCCCUACCCCCCUCUCCCUGCCACUCCUCACUCCCGUGACGUCACCGCGAGCCCGCUUCCACCCCUCGCCUGCUGUGCUCUUGACAUGCUCUCUAGCUGAAUAAAAACAACUGUCAUCUCUCCCAAACAACAAA
Bacillus rossius redtenbacheri is the source of this 562-nucleotide messenger RNA. RefSeq lists its product as uncharacterized. Lineage: Eukaryota; Metazoa; Arthropoda; Insecta; Phasmatodea; Bacillidae. The coding region runs from base 1 to 429 and encodes 142 amino acids. The record is from RefSeq and is a predicted model, not a curated record. The transcript has 3 exons.